AAAAGUAAGUUUUGAAUGUUUUUUUUACAAAAUAAAUUGAAUCACAACGUUUUUAUAUUAAUAUACAAUUUAAUUUUUAUUUAAUAUUUUGUUUAGUAAAAUUUUUAAUUAAUAUGUAGAGGAAGAAACCCCAUUGUAGAUUUGUAUUUUCAAACCGAUUUUCCAUUGCUAAGGCACACAAAAAAGGGGGGGUCUAAGGCCGCCGGAAGAGAUGGGGAGGGAGGUAUCGGAGAGCUGCGUGGAGAGUCUGCUGACGGAGAUUGUUUCUUCCUACUGCAAUGGCUUCUAUGCCGACAAGCCUGAGCUCGCCGCCCGCCGGAUCGAAGCCAUCGGCUUUCAGGUCGGCCACCAGCUUUCCGAAAGAUACACGAUGGAACGACCACGGUUCAGUGACCAUUUGGAAGCCAUCAAGUUCAUUUGCAAGGACUUCUGGUCUGAGCUUUUCAAAAAACAGAUUGACAACCUAAAGACAAACCACAGGGGUACAUUUGUGUUGCAAGAUAAUCGGUUUCGUUGGCUAUCUCGGAUGCCUACGGACCCAUCACUUGAAACCUCUGGAUCUAUUCAAGAUCCUUUGGCUAUGGCUGAGAACAAAACUGCACAGGCAAUAGGAAUGCAUCUUUAUUUUCCUUGUGGAAUCAUCAGGGGAGCACUUUCAAACCUGGGAAUUCCAUGUGCAGUAUCUGCAGAUAUAUCUAACCUUCCUGCAUGCUCAUUUGUGGUUCGUAUAAAGGCUUGACUGACGCUUACGAGAAUAAAAUGGUUGGGCUUCAUGUAGCUCGCUAUCCGUUUCUUCUUGCAUGUUGUAUUAGAGCUGCACUUUUGUAUCCCAAAUUCUGCUCAACUAUAUAGUGUUCCAACUGAACUAUUGUGCAAUCAUAUGCAUAUACACAUUUCUCUUCUAGGGUCUAUAUUUGGAUUUACUAAGACAUAUUUGGAUUUACUAAUCCCUUCCUUUUUCUCGUACCAAAUCUUGCGAGUGAUCUAUUUGAAAAAGUCACUAAACAAGUGUGAUGGUA
Molecule: messenger RNA, 1019 nt
Organism: Cuscuta campestris
Lineage: Eukaryota; Viridiplantae; Streptophyta; Magnoliopsida; Solanales; Convolvulaceae
Source: the annotation of a GenBank genome assembly